Beta vulgaris subsp. vulgaris (sugar beet) is the source of this 2999-nucleotide messenger RNA. Its product is annotated as F-box/kelch-repeat protein SKIP11. Gene Ontology annotation, cellular component: nucleus. Lineage: Eukaryota; Viridiplantae; Streptophyta; Magnoliopsida; Caryophyllales; Amaranthaceae. Gene Ontology annotation, molecular function: protein binding. The record is from RefSeq and is a predicted model, not a curated record. The transcript has 3 exons. The coding region runs from base 925 to 2271 and encodes 448 amino acids.
AUGUGCUUCCAAACAGAGCCCAAAAAAAAACUCAAAGCCGAGGAAAAGAGAAGAACAACAACAACAACAAGAAAUAGAGAGAGAAAGAGAUGAAAUUGUUGCAUUUUGCAGAGUAGAGAAUCCAAAGGACGACUUAAAUUAACCAACUUCCCCUCUCUUCUCUUUUCUUUCUUCUCUUUCUCUUUCUCUUUCUCUUCAUUACCAGCAGUUGCAGAAAAAACUCCUCCUCACCCAAGUACUGAAAAACUGAAGAAAAAACAGAGGAGAGAGAAAACUUACCAAACACAAAAAAAAAUAAAAAAAAGAAAUUUAGCAAACAAACAAAAUAAAAACUAAGAGUUGAAGAUAGUAUAAAAGAUAGAUAGAGAAGAGAGAGAAAUUUAAAGAGUUAAGAGAGAGAAAGUUUAGAGCUUUCUUUUCUUUCUUUCUUUCUUGGGUGUGUAUUUUUUUUGGGCUUACAUAUUCAAAACUUCCACAUCUCCAAUCAAAUUAUAAGAAAGAACAAGUGUGAGAAAGAGAGAUUAAUUAAAGAUUAUAUUUUUUUUAACUUUUUUUUUUUGGGUUUUUAUUGUUUGCCCAAUCAAAUUAACUUCUCUCCUCUGUUUCUCUCUCUUUAUCCAAUUCGAUAAUUCAGUUUCUUCAGUUGAAGAAUGAAGAAAUGAAGAAACUUUGAUACUUUCAACUUGCAAAUUAAUCGAAUACAUUUGGUUUUUGUGCGCUUUUUGGAUCGCUGGUGAUGGGAUUCAGAUCGGUAUAUAAUUAAAUUGGGGGAAAGUUGGGAGUUUCAAUUAUCUCAUUGAUUGAUUAAUUGUGAUUGAAGAGGGUGAGAAAAUUGUUGGAUUUGAUUGAAAUUGGAUCGGUAUUGAUUUGGUUGUGGCAAAUAUCUGAUUUGGUUGCCCUCAUUGGGCUUGAAUUAGCUUAGAGAUGUUGGAGGGGAGAUCUUGCUUGGUUUCGAGGGCGUUACCGAGUUCCUGUGAGCAAGAAACUAAGUGGGCUUACAUGAGCUCCUGUCGAGUUGAAGUUGAGAUACCUAAUGGCAAACGCCGCUUGGACCCUGAUCGUGAAGGGGAAGGCGGGUUGAGGAAAACAAUUAAGGUUUCUGAUGUUGAGGAGAAACUUUCUAGAGCUCAAAUCGAUAGGCAUAUCGUGUCUCGAUCCCAAGUAGUUGAUCACUCUGAAAACCAGCAUCAAUCUAGUGAGCAAUCGGAUAUGGAUUGCUUGAUUAAUUCUAUAGGCCGUGAUAUGACCAUUAAUUGUCUUCUCCGUUGUUCAAGGGCUGAUUAUGGUUCGAUUGCUUCUUUAAACCGGAGCUUUCGCAAAUUGGUUAAGAAUGGUGAGAUAUAUAGACUGAGACGGCAACAGAAGGUGAUUGAACAUUGGGUGUACUUCUCUUGCCGUCUCCUUGAAUGGGUGGCGUUUGAUCCAGCUAGCCGGCGUUGGAUGCAAUUGCCUAGGAUGAAUUCUAAUGAAUGUUUCAUGUGUUCUGAUAAAGAGUCUUUGGCUGUUGGGACUGAGCUCCUUGUCUUCGGGAAGGAUUUGAUGUCUCAUGUUAUUUAUAAAUAUAGCAUACUAACAAACUCGUGGUCGUCUGGUAUGAGUAUGAAUUCUCCUAGGUGCUUGUUUGGGUCUGCUAGUCUUGGUGAGUUAGCCAUCUUAGCUGGUGGUUGUGAUUCGCAGGGAAACAUUCUUAGUUCCGCGGAGCUUUAUGAUUCCGAGAAUCAAACAUGGGUCACCCUUCCCAGCAUGAUUAAACCAAGGAAGAUGUGCUCGGGAAUUUUUAUGGAUGAAAAAUUCUACGUAAUUGGUGGAAUCGGGGGAAGUGAUGCUAGGGUUUUAACUUGCGGUGAGGAGUUUGAUCUCACCACAAGAACUUGGAGGGAGAUUCCUAACAUGUCUCCUGGAAACCGUGGGGCUGCCCCUGAGAAUGAGAUGCCUGCUGCAGCCGAGGCUCCUCCGCUUGUGGCUGUUGUAAAUAAUGAGCUGUAUGCUGCUGACUAUGCUGACAUGGAGGUGAAGAAGUACAAUAAAGAAACUAAGGAAUGGGCCACAGUAGGAAGAUUGCCUGAAAGAGCUGGCUCAAUGAACGGUUGGGGUCUCGCUUUUAGGGCAUGUGGACAGCGACUUAUUGUUAUCGGUGGUCCAAGGGCCCACGGUGAAGGUAUCAUCGAGGUUAACUCUUGGGAGCCUAGCGAAGGUCCUCCGCACUGGGAAUUGCUUGGUACCAAGCAAUCCGGAAGCUUUGUUUAUAAUUGCGCGGUGAUGGGUUGCUGAUUGAUAUCAUAGGGUUGGGUGCCAUUUGAGUUAUUCAUCCACAAAUGGGACUUUCGCCAAAAAUAGAUGGUGCAAGGGUUGGUUUGUCCAUCAGCUAGAGGAAGUCUUGCUAAUGGGGUAAUUAUCUUGAUGCUUUUUUUUUUUCCCCUUCAUUUCCAUUUUGGUAGUGGAGGGAGGAUACAGGGAGGAAUUAAUUUCUGAUUUUACUACUCAAGAUUCAAAUUGAAUGUUUUAGGAGGUUUUGGGGUUUCCUCCCUUCACUUUCACAUGAAUAUUUUCUUCUUCUCAUUGAAUUCUGGGUUUUCUUCCCCGUUUUUAGUAACCAUGAGAUAAAAUUUCAACAGUUGUUGUCAUGUAGCACAGAGACAGAAAUUUUAAUAAUUUCAAGUACCAACACAUGGGGUAGAAUUUUUCACCAAUACCAUUUUCUUCUAGCUUUUUUUAAGUUCAUAGUUUUUGUUUCUUUUUACCAGUUUCUUGAACUUUGAUUUUUAUGCCAUAGUCACUCUGGAGAAAAUAAGCUCCACAUUGUUCGUGUAAUUUUCGCCUUCUCUUUUCGCGAUUUCAUGGCUAAAUUUCCAUCCAAGUGAUAUUGUGACACUUAUCGUUGGUCUAUGACCUAUGAAUUGAUAUGGCACUUGAUCAAUAUUGGCAUUUGAUUCUGUAACUUGUUACUAUCCAGUUUUGUUAUCUUGAAGAAUAUAGAGCUGAAUAUGUUUGGAUUCUGA